This is a messenger RNA of Hippopotamus amphibius kiboko, 3357 nucleotides long. It is a transcript of the gene RHNO1, whose product is annotated as RAD9-HUS1-RAD1 interacting nuclear orphan 1. Bases 1969 to 2691 code for a protein of 240 amino acids. The transcript is spliced from 3 exons. The record is from RefSeq and is a predicted model, not a curated record. Gene Ontology annotation, biological process: cellular response to ionizing radiation; recombinational repair; DNA damage checkpoint signaling. Lineage: Eukaryota; Metazoa; Chordata; Mammalia; Artiodactyla; Hippopotamidae. Gene Ontology annotation, cellular component: nucleus; chromosome.
GUGCCUGGCCGCGCUGGGAUGCAGUGGCAGAGGGAGGUCUUUCUCCUGAGCUGAUGGUCUGAUGGGAAGAGAGAGGAGCUCAGACAUACUCGCAACCACUUGCUUAUUUAAGCAAAUAGAGAAUUACAGCUGUGAAGUGAAAACUUAAAGCUCAGGGAUAACUUUGAGUAUGUGAAUAAGGGGAUCUUGCCUUAAGGUGGGUGAGAAAGGCAUUUCUGAUGAAUUAAAGCUUCGUCUGAGAUCUGAUGCCUCUAGGCAAACAAGGGAGGGAGACCCUCCAAGCCAAGGGAAUGAGGUGUGCUGGGCCGUGUGGCAGGAGGAAGCACGGGCCGCACGAAGGCUGAAGAAUAAAUGAGGGCUUUGAGCUAAGAGACCUGCACGGAGUGUGUGUGAGAUGAAGCUGGAACCAGAGCAGCAGGACCUUAGCCACCACUGAAGAGUUCGGUCCUUACUCAAAACUCAAAAAAUUUAAGCAGGAGUGAGUCAAGGUCAGAUUUGCAUUUUAAAAAGGUCCCCCUGCAGGGGGUGCCAGAGGUUAGGGUAGACCAGUUAGGCUAUUCCAUUACCCCCAGGCCAGAACUGUUGGAACUUGAAGGGUGGUGGAGAGAGAGGGGAAGGGGAAUAUUAUUAUUCUUCACAAAGGAGGAAUGCUUUUAUCAGAUUCUGAGUUGAAUCUAGUAAGUCUCAAAAUAUAGAUUGCCACUGAUUCUGAUCCCAUGUUUAAUCCUAAACUAUAUCACUAAACCCCACAAAUCUUUUUUACCCCACAAUUGACAUAACACAUUAUGUUAGUUUCAGGUGUAUAACAACGAUUAGCUAUUUAUUACACUUGCAAAAUGAUCACAGUAAGUCUAGUUACCAUCAAGACAGAGUGACAAAAUCUUUUUCCUUGUGAUGAGAACUUUUAAGAUUUACUUUCUUGGCAACUUUCAAGUUUGAAAUGCAGUACUGACUAUAGUCACCAUGCUGUACAUUACAUCCCGCGACGUAUUUAUUUAUUUAAGUUUGUUUGUUGCUUAUUUGUUUAUUAUUUUUUGCUGCAUUGGGUCUUUGUUGUUGUGCAGGCUUUCUCUAGUUGCCCCAAGCGGGGGCUACUCUUGGUUGUGGUGCAUGGGCUUCUCAUUGCGGUGGCCUCUCUUAUUGCAGAGUAUGGGCUCUAGGUGCUUGGGCUUGGGUAGUUGUGGCACGCAGACUCAGUAGUUGUGUCGCACAGGCUUAGUUGCUCCACGGCAUGUGGGAUCUUCCUGGCGCAGGACUCGAACCCAUGUCCCCUGCAUUGGCAGGUGGAUUCUUAACCACUGCGCCACCAAGGAAGUCCCCGUGAUGUAUUUAUUUUAUAAUUGGAAGUUUGUACCUCUUGACCCCCUUCAUCCAUUUUGGCCCCCGCCCCCAAUCACCCUCCCUGAGACAGGGGUAUUUUUGAAGCCAUGUUUAAGAGGUAGGAUUCACAGGGCUCGAUGCUGGGUUGGAUGGUAGAGGGGAAAGGGAAAUGUCAAGGUUUCUGGCCCCGAGCAAGGGCCCUGGAAGAUGAUCACUUGUAUGGAGGGUCUGCAGGGGAAUUCAGCGUAAAUUCACAUGAAUAAAUGUGUUGAGUUUGAGGUGCAUUUGAGACAUCUAGUUGCUGUCAAGUAGGCAGUGGAAUAUAAGGGUCCUGAGUGUGGAGAAUUCGAAGCCGAAUAUAGAAUUACUUAACUCAUCUCCUUCUAGGUGAUUAUUGACAUGUCAGCAGACGAUUGCCUGAGAAAGGCAUACAGAGCGAGUAAGGCUCUAAAGCCCAGCCAGAGGGAGAGACCACAGUAGCAAAAGGAACUGACCUCUACUUACAGCAGAAAGAAAGAAGAUGGAUGCAUAUAUAGUUAGGUUUGUGUGUUUGCUUUCUGGAAGGCAUGGGUUGGAAGUGGAGUCUCUCCCCGGACCUGAGGACAACCAGCAUCAUGCAGUUACUAACUGCUCUUCACUCACCUAUUGAUGCCUCCCAGGAAAAAACGCCGCCAAACGUCCCAGAAACCCCAGCUGCUUUUCUACCAGCAACCACUGGAGGGCCCCAAACACCACUGUGGAUCUCCCCAGCCUCCUAUCACCCAUACUAGACAGGUGCCCAGCAAGCCCAUUGACCACAACACCAUCACUUCCUGGGUAUCACCUCAGUUUGAUACAACAGCAGAAAGCUGGCUCCCAGCCAACUGGAAACAUCAUCACCGAGACCUGGCAAGGCGAUCAAGUCGAAAAUCUACCAGCUCCAGAUUUCCACAUCUAACGUUUGAGAGUCCACGGUCUUCUGCCAGUUCAGCCACACCUGAGAUCCCUCUAAUCAGGGACUGCCCCAGUCAACCAGAAAAGGACAUUUCCGGAAGGGCCUUGGUUCCCAUGCUCAGCCCCCAAAGCUGCGGGGAGCAGUCAGCACAUGCACUUCAAAACUUCCCUUAUUUGUUCAUUCCUCCGGAUAUCCAGACCCCAGAGUCGUCUGGACAGGGAGGGCCCAUUCCCUCAGAGCUGAGGGAAAAUAGCCUUCCCAGCUGCUCCCUUCACACGAGCACGCCCAAGAGCCCAGAGCCGGGGCCUGUUCUGGUUAAAGACACUCCCGAGGAGAAGUAUGGGAUAAAGGUCACAUGGCAGAGGCGACGACACCUGCUCACUUAUCUCAGGGAGAGGGGGAAGCUGAGCAGAAGCCAGUUCCAUGUGAAAAACUGACUGGGUUUCUCAGACAUCCCUGGUCCCAAGAAAUUGAUUGCUGGAGUCGUAAGGGAAUUGAAUUCCCAUAUUUGAUUUUUAAAAUAUCUUGUGUCAUAAACAGUUUUUAGUGUCAUAAACAGUUCACUUCAUAUUUUUUCUUGUAUUAACUUGAAAAAUUUUAAAUAUGUUAUACUGUUUAAAAUGUCUAUAAAUAAAUGGCUGCAGGAAGUUUUUAGAGAAUGCUCUUCUGACUGUCACUAAUACAGCAAUACUGCAAUACUGCAAUACUGCCCCUGCCCCUCCAUGGUCUUUCUUGUUUCCUUUAACCACUCACUACUCAUUCAUCCUUUUAAUCACCUCAUUCAAACUAAUUCAUUCCACAUGUUUGAGUUCCGACUCUGUGUAGGACUCAGUGACUUCUUCCUCUGUGACCUGAUGCAUGGAAAAACUCGAAACAAAUUGACCUUUUACAGUUGAGCUGCUGUCUCUGCAAUCUUGGCGCAUCUGCUGAAAGCGUGGGAUGAAGAAAGGGCGGCAAGCCUGUUUUAAUGAGUACAGUGGGACCAGGAGAGAUAAAGGGGACAUAGGUAAGUUACUUAGGGCUGCGAUGUUUUGAUUUUUUGUUUCCAACUGAAGUCAUUAUAAAUAUUAAAUAGGGUGGGAAAAUGAUUUCUUGUAACUUUU